GUAUUCACUUAGUCAUCGAUUUAGGUGUGCCCGUUUGUAAGCUGUCAAAAAGUAAACAUUUUUCUUUUUUUAUUUAUAAACAUAAAGAACAAAAAUAAAUGUUCCUUUUAUUGGAUUGAGACUAAAAAAUUUUCUACAGUUUAAAAUUAUUCAAUAAAAUAAAAGAAGAUUCAUCAAAAUGAAUUACGGGAAAAAAUCGCCCAGUAUGGGAACACCAUCUGUUUAUUCACAUGUUACGAGUCGCAGUAAUGCUAAUCUUAGAUCAACAAGAUCAGUACGAAGUGUUAAAAUACCAUGGUAUCGAAAAAGAGUUUUGACUCAUGCUUAUAUUCUAAAUAUUCAAAGAGCUUCUAUGGUGACAGCAAUAUACUCGCUGUGUCUUUCAAUAUUUACUGUUUUUACUCAAAUUUUUGAUAUUUAUUGCUUGGCACAAGCAACUCCAGGAGUUACCCACUAUGGUUACAGAUUUAUAUCGUACGAAUUUGUUUAUGUUGGAAAUCGUCACGUUCGAAAUGCGCUGUUGGUGUUUGCUAUGUUUUCGAUAAUUGGAGGAAUAGUGGUGUUUGCAACAUCAAUUAUUUUAAUAAAGUCUUUAAGAAAGGAACAUGAGAAAAAAAUGGUUCCUUGGAUUUGGUCAUUUUUGAUCUUCACAGGUGGUCGUGUACUCAUGUAUAUAUUUUACAGUGUCGUUAACGAUUUAAUAUUUGGUUAUAAUGUAACCAUGUGCCUUCUUUGGACAAUAUUUUCCAUUGCUUCGAUUUAUGGAUGGCUCAUUGUUUAUUCCUUGUACAUUGAGCUCAGUGAUUUGACCAAAUUAGAGGAUUUGGCACAUUUAAGAAUUGGAACUAUGCAGUCUCUAAAUGCAUCGACGACGCAUUCUAUUGCUGGUUCUCGACCAACAACACCGCACAGUACAGUAUCAACAAUGCCAGUCAAUUAAAAAAAACCUAUAGUCAAAAAAUUUUUAAGAAGAUUUUAUUCUUCUUUCACAAAAAACAGUAAGGAAAAUAAUUUUAACUCGCUUACUUUUUAACCAUUUUUUUUAUUUUGCAGAAAAUAUAUUUUUUUUUAUUCCUUUUGAAUGAAAUCAAAUGACCGACUUUGUGUUCACAAAAAAAUGUGCAUAUCACAUAUUUUUAAAUUUUGAAAAACAAAAUUCUAGGUAGUAUUUUAGUAUUGAAAAGGAAUACAAUGAAAAGAAUAUGACAUU
Leptopilina heterotoma is the source of this 1210-nucleotide messenger RNA. RefSeq lists its product as uncharacterized. The record is from RefSeq and is a predicted model, not a curated record. The transcript has 5 exons. NCBI's taxonomy places the organism in Eukaryota, Metazoa, Arthropoda, Insecta, Hymenoptera, Figitidae. Bases 179 to 940 code for a protein of 253 amino acids.